GCAUGGCGGCUCCGUAGCUCGCGUUCUGCAUGUGUACGUGAAUCGGGACGGCUCUCAGCUAACCACGCGCGUUUAGCCAUGAUACAAGGAUUGUCGCCCCUCAACCAGGCCGUCCUGGGAACGAUGUUUACCUGGGGAAUGACCGCGGCCGGUGCCGCACUCGUCUUUGUGCUCAAUUCGACCAAGCGAAAAAUUUUAGAUGGCAGCCUCGGAUUCGCCGCGGGGGUCAUGCUGGCAGCUUCAUUUUGGUCCUUACUAGCGCCGGCCAUCGAGAUCGCCGAGUCGACGGGUGGCUACGGCCGAUUGGCAUUCAUUCCCGUUGGCUUCGGCUUCUUUCUGGGCGCGCUGUUUGUCUACGCCAUGGACAAGCUGAUCCCAUCCUAUAGUGCUUACAGCUGCGUAAUGCGACGGGACGGCCACAAGGCAGAUCUGGCCCUGGCCAUGCAGCUGGAAAAGAAGUCAGCGCUCAAGCGCCACAUUCAGACGGGCGAGGAGUCGGCCCUUGCCUAUCGGAAUGGGUACUCGGAUCCCAACGUGCAGCUGCGCAAGAAGCCGCUGACGGCAACACAGGUCACUAUGCCGACCGUCAAUGACGCCGAGACGGCUGAGAACCUGAAGCGGUGGAAGCGCAUCUUCUUGCUGGUGGUUGCCGUCACUGUGCACAACAUUCCCGAGGGUCUUGCGGUGGGUGUUGGAUUCGGUGCAGCCGGUAGCUCGGAGCAUUCCACAUUUGAAACUGCCAGGAACCUGGCGCUUGGCAUAGGCAUUCAGAACUUCCCCGAGGGACUGGCCGUGAGCUUGCCACUCCGUGGGGCUGGCUUCUCCAAGUGGAAGUCAUUCUGGUAUGGCCAGCUCAGUGGAGUCGUGGAGCCAGCAGCUGGGAUCCUUGGCUGCCUGGCUGUGACCAUGGCGCAGCCCCUGCUGCCUUAUGCCCUCGCCUUUGCUGCCGGGGCGAUGGUCUACGUUGUCGUUGACGACAUUGUGCCGGAGGCACAAGCUUGUUCAAAUGGACGACUGGCAUCGUGGACCACCGUGAUAGGGUUUAUUGUUAUGAUGGCCUUGGACGUCGGCCUCAGCUGAACUGCACAGACGCCGUCGUAAUAGGCCAUGACUUUGAGCACAUUUCGAUGACCAGGUUGUGCCUUUGGGACCAAGAAACCCGGGGAGAGCCAAGCUUUACGAAACUUCACUUAUUACAAAAGCUUUGCGAUUUGCCGGCCAGUGUGAUGACACAAGCAAGACAAUGCGACGGCGGAAGUACCAACCAGCAAAUCGCAAACUGUACUUAUCUCAGAGGAAUUUCGGUAACGUGUGUGACCCCCUGUCUCUCGUUCAUCAAAAUGGGACAUUGUGCAUUGCACCACAUACUUCUAUAAUGUUUUUUUUUAUCUCGCACACGCCGUGGUUCAUCCAUGUGGCUCAUCGCGUUGGCUCGACAACAUCAGCAUUUGGUAGAAUGCUUGCGCCUUCAUCUGGUUGUGCAGUUCAUUUACAAACAGUGUAAUAAUUCAGACUUAUUGUGUAAUAUGUAAAUUCCUUACUGCGUUCCGAAGCGAUUAUUGGCACGUCAUUUGACGGUGGAAUCGUGGCAUCAGUCGUUAUUAUUCAGUAUUGUAACUGGAAUGUAUAGGUCUUUAUGUUACUUAGCUACAAAAUGCUACGUACCAGCAGCGUAUUCUGUCUUGAACCUCUAGUGUUUUUUUCCCCACUGAUUCAGUAAGUCACUCUUGAAGUGCACAGAGGAUGUAAGGGCAGCGUUUGAUGCUUGCUGAUUGAACUAAGCUAGUCGGUUGGUCUCGCACGUUACGGUGGUGUACAGAUGUGUCACGUGCAUUUCAUGCAGCGUUUGGCUUUUGAUCAUUCCUUUGUGAUAGCUAAUAGUGUAAACAAGAACAAAUGCGUCAAUUUUGAUUGUUUUGAUCGAGAUAUAUAACAUAGCGCACUUAUGGAGAAAUGUUUAUACUGAUGCUGUUUUGUGUAAUCUUUAAUCUUGUGCACACUGCAAGUGCGCUCUUUUAAGUAUUAAUGAUAAAACACUCAUGCUCUUUUAAACCUUUAUUAAUCCUAUUUUUGUGCCAAUUGAUACUGCUGAGAGUAGCAUCGAAGUAGGUGUACAUUCAAAGUAAAUUAUUUAUUUGCAUUGGGCCGUACGACAUUAGGAUGCAUUAUUUUUGAGAAGACCCUGUCUAUAUUAACCUAAUCUCAUUCGGAUAUAUAGCUUGCUAAAUUAUUGCUAUGCUCGCACAAGAUGCAUGCAUAUGUGUGUGUAGAGUGUGCUGUAUUUUAUUGGUACAAAGAAUUGAAAUUGCGUAAAUAAAAUUUGGGCAGUUGCACACAUUUAAAUGGGCUUCUUGUACUUGCUAACAGUACCCGUGGCACAUAAAAAAGAAUACUGUUCCAGUAUCUUGGAACUUAAAGGCCAACUGCGACAAAAUUUCGCUAUGGCUAAAUUGGUUAUAAGUGAGUAGUACAACAACUGAAUCAAUCUUGCCAGUGCUUCAGGGGUGGUAAUUGUAUAACUUUCUUAUUAGCAGCCUUUGAAUAGCAGGUGCACCUGGUGGAUAGCUGAUAGGAUGCAAGUCCCAGCACAUUGCCUCCGAGAUUUUGGAGCAACCCGUGGGUGGCAGCAGGUGCCACAUAAUCUCUGAGGCCAUGCCGUGGACCGGUGCGCGCUCAGUCAUGCAUCACUUCCGAUGAGCGAUAAAGGCAGCAUUUUAUUUUUCCUUUUUUUUCAGCAGUGUCGGUAUAAAAAAAUUUGUGAGAGUCUUUAGGGACACAUGCACUCAUACUUGAACCGUAAAUUUUUGCGUGGAGGCUGCUCAGUAUGUGCACUUUGUGAAACUAGUUUUUUUUUACGAGGACGAUAAUUUUGUUUGCAGUUGGCUUUUAGAGCAACGGGUAUCCAAUUUUUUCUUUUCUUUCUACUGUUUAUGAAAGCAUACCUGCAGGAUUUAUGGUGGUGUUGUUGGAAAAGCAUCUCAUGUUGUUUAUGUUGCAAUUGUGCUUGUCGUGGAGAGGUUUGCUGCUUUUUUCAAGUCAUGGGAAGUGGUCAAGUUCGUUUGUUUUACUUUUUAUUUUUGGUGGAAAUAAAUAUGUGGAAGAUAAAAAGAGGUGAACGCC
Messenger RNA from Dermacentor silvarum, 3120 nucleotides. RefSeq names its product zinc transporter ZIP11-like (gene Zip48C). The record is from RefSeq and is a predicted model, not a curated record. Gene Ontology annotation, molecular function: zinc ion transmembrane transporter activity. Lineage: Eukaryota; Metazoa; Arthropoda; Arachnida; Ixodida; Ixodidae. Gene Ontology annotation, biological process: zinc ion transmembrane transport. Gene Ontology annotation, cellular component: membrane.